Messenger RNA from Sorghum bicolor (sorghum), 1964 nucleotides. RefSeq lists its product as uncharacterized. Gene Ontology annotation, molecular function: protein binding. The transcript has a single exon. Bases 392 to 1771 code for a protein of 459 amino acids. Lineage: Eukaryota; Viridiplantae; Streptophyta; Magnoliopsida; Poales; Poaceae. The record is from RefSeq and is a predicted model, not a curated record.
UCUAUAUUUAAUGUUCCAUACAUGUGUCUAAAGAUUCGAUGGGAUGGAUGAAAAAAUUUUUUUAGGUAGGAAACUAAAUAGGGCCUUAAAAAAACAAGCACGCCCAUAGUUUCCCGCCGUACAUAUCCCGUCGGUCCCGUACGUCCUGCCCAAUCCAAUUCAAAACCUCCUCUCUCUCUGCUGCCUGGUCAGAGAGGUCUCAGCGACUUCGCCGUAUCGGCGGGCGCCUGCAACACCGUCCAAAUACACGGGCGCGGCACGCCGGAACACCGAGACAUGCUCACAUAUGCACGGCGGCCGGGCGCGGGCGGCGGCGGCCAUUUUUAAGUACAGUAAUAAAUAAGUGCCAAUCGCCAACCUGAUCACUCCACGCCAUCCUCUUCUUCCUCUAAUGUCGAUGAGCAAGCUCGCCGUGGGCGUGGCCGGCGGGUGGGCCGACCUCCCGCGGGACCUCCUCGAGUCCGUGCUCGCCCGCCUCCCCGUGCCGGACCGCGUCCGCUUCCCUGCCGUCUGCACCGCCUGGCAGUCGGCCCACACCGCCGCGGGGAUUCAGCACGCCGCGCUGUCCCCGUGGCUCAUGCUCCCCUUCAACCCGACCGCGCGGGUUGACAGCGUCGACGACAACGACGGGAGCUGCGCCAAGCUCACGGUGGUGCGGUUCCUGAGCCUGGCGGAGGACCGGGCGUACGCGAUCCGUCAGCCGGCGCCGGCCGCCCGUGAACGCCUCUGCGUCGGCUCGUCGCCGGACGGGUGGCUCGUCACCGCCGAUGCCUGCUCGGAGCUGAGCCUUCUGAACCCGGUUACGGGCGCGCAGCUCCGCCUCCCGCCCGCCGCCACGCUCCCGUUCGUCGACGCACGCCGUGGCGCGGACGGCCGCGUCGAGAGCUACGGCCUGCGGUUCUCCUUCUUCGACGGCGGCUGCGGCGAGGAGGAGACGCUGGUACCGCCGGAGACGCUCGCGCCCGACAGGCUCCGGUUCGAGGUGUACGAGAAGGCUGUCGUCGUGUCGGCACCGCGGAGGUGUGGCACCUCGGCCUCCUCCUGGGGCGGGUACGCUGUGCUGCUCAUCUGCCAGCCCCUGGGCCGCCUCGCCGUCGCGCGUGCCGGGGACGCGGAGUGGGCGCUGCUCGACGCCGACGCGCCCGGGCGGUGCUGGGUGGACGCGGUGCGCGCGUCGUCGUCCUCCGCCCGGCGUGACCAUCAGCCAGUGUACACGAUGGACGCCGCGGGCCGCGUCGACGCUUGGGACACGGACGCCGCCACGGCGCCCAGGGCGGUCGCGCCGUCGUGCGUCUGCACGGCCCGCGCGUGCGCCAUGUCGGCGGCGUGCCGCAAGUACCUCGUGGAGCUCUCGCCGGGGUGCCUGCUGCAGGUGCACCGGCUCCGUGAGGCGGCGCACGCGCGGUACGCGUGGGAGCCCCGGCCGGAGCACGUGGAGUACACCACCACGGGCGCCGAGCUCUUCGAGUGGACGGCCGCCGCCGGCCGAUGGGCGCGGGCGGACGGCCGCGUCGUCCUGGGAGGGCGCGCGCUGUUCCUCGGGAAGAGCGUGUCGCUGUGCGUCCCCGCGGACGACGCCGGGGUGAGGAGUGACUGCGUCUACUUCACCGACGACGGACCGUGGUCGCACAACCGAUGCCACGAGGUGGCGCCGGACGUGGGCGUGCUGGACCUGACCGACGGGAGCUACCGGCCGCCGCGCGGCGCCGCCAGGGACCUGCUCUGGAAGUGGCCGCCACCGGUUUGGGUGUUCCCGUCACUCGCCGACUGACUGAUCCGCCCCCUGCCUCUGAAUCUUGGAAGCUUCUAUGACAAAUCAGUGUGUAGAGCUCAUCAAUUUCUCAGAAAACAGCGGCUCAACUUCUCGUUGACCUGCUGCAACCUGUGUGCAUGCAUACGAGUAGUAGUUCUUUAGAUUAAUGAGGAUUGCGUUGAAUAAUAAUAAGAACACGUGUAAGUUGUAA